Prunus mume (Japanese apricot) is the source of this 922-nucleotide messenger RNA. Its product is annotated as tail-anchored protein insertion receptor WRB-like protein. Gene Ontology annotation, cellular component: GET complex. Gene Ontology annotation, molecular function: protein-membrane adaptor activity. The record is from RefSeq and is a predicted model, not a curated record. Gene Ontology annotation, biological process: tail-anchored membrane protein insertion into ER membrane. NCBI's taxonomy places the organism in Eukaryota, Viridiplantae, Streptophyta, Magnoliopsida, Rosales, Rosaceae.
AAAAAGAAAAAAAACAGAGAAAACGACGACGAGCCAGAUGCAGAGGUGGCAGUGGUAUUGAGAUUCUGAGAGGACGAAGAAGGUGUUGUUGGUAAGGAUCGAGCAAGGAGACCAUCAGAGAUGGGAGAGGUGGUUGAAACCCUAGAGGGCCAUAGAAGGUCGGUGGCAGCUCCUCUCGUCUUCAUACUCGUCGUCGUUUUCCAAUUUGUCUCCAGGUGGCUACAACAGUUGAAGAAGAGGGGAGUGAAGACUGCUACGGCAAACCGGUUGCGUGGAGAAAUUAAGGACCUUUUGAAGGAGGCAAGCUCAUUGUCACAGCCUUCAACAUUUGCACAAGCUGCAAAGCUAAGGAGGAUGGCAGCUGCUAAAGAGAAAGAACUUGCAAAUUAUCAAGAAUUGCAUGGCAAGGAGAGAAAACUUUCAUAUGAGUUGUAUCUGAAAGUUUUGUUCAUCUCGAAGGUCUUAACAUAUCUUGUGCUGAUUUGGUGGUUUUGGAGGGUUCCUGUUGCCUCCAUAUCACAACAACUUGUGCAACCCUUUGGGAAAGUGCUAUCAUGGAGGGCUGGAGGAAUUUUAAAUGAAAAUGUUAUGGUAGGAAUUAUACCGUGGUUGAUAUUAUCUACUAGGGUUAGCAAAUUUGUUUGUCGACUGUUCAAGUUCAAAGAAUUGAAGUGAUCGUCCUGUGAAGUGGUUACGAGGAGAAAAGUAAUUAGGUCUGGUUUGCUUUACUUCGUAACAAUAUCUAAACAAGAGCUUAGGAAUUUGGAAUUUUCCUUGGUCAAGGAAUUUGUAUUGAUUUGCUGUACUUUUUUGGUCUAUGUAAAUUUAGUUUAGUGUUUGUGAACUCUAUAAUAUGUAGAAAACGGAACUCUUGUAAAACUUAUUCUUUAAUUUUAUUUACUGAAAGAAAGAUCUAGUCAGA